Molecule: messenger RNA, 930 nt
Organism: Necator americanus (New World hookworm)
Lineage: Eukaryota; Metazoa; Nematoda; Chromadorea; Rhabditida; Ancylostomatidae
Exons: 1
Coding region: 1-930 (309 amino acids)
Biological process (GO): signal transduction
Molecular function (GO): peptide hormone binding; signaling receptor activity
Source: RefSeq, a predicted model, not a curated record
AUGCCUAGCGUGGCAUCACCUAUAUUUCAUUCCAAAUGGAUUACUGUAUUUCUACGUCUGCUAAAUGUAAUCCUUCUAUUGGUACCGUUGACGGUAUCGGCUCAGAAGAACCCUACCAGUACCAGCAACCCGGCAGUCGUCGAUAGUAGAGGACAUAAGCUACCGUAUAACAUCCUGGUGAUCUUACCCGCUAAAGAGUCAAGUAAUGACGAAUUUGGACUGACGAUAGAACGUGCUCGACCGGUGAUCGACAUCGCCGUGCAGGAUGUGGUGCAAUCGGGUCGAAUGCCGGCCGGAUGGGUGAAUUUAACCUAUUGGGAUGAUCGAUACUGGGAAGAUUCGACGUUAGCCGAACGAUAUGCGACGGUUGGAAUGGUGCAGGCGUAUUGUGAGCAUCGUCUGGACGCCAUUCUUGGAUUUGCUGACAGUUACGGCUUGGCGACGGUCACAAAAGUGUCAGCCGGACUGAACGGUGGAAUUCCCGUGCUAACAACCGCCGGCAUGCCGUCCGCAUUGAAUCUGAAGAAAUCCUAUCCGUUCUUGACUCGAAUGCAAGGUUCCUAUCUACAAAUGGCCGUAUCCAUGUAUCAACUGAUCGCAUAUCAAGAUCCGACAGAGAUCGGUGACUCGAAAAAUUCGUCUUCGCAUAGCCUGAACUAUUUGAAAAUGAUGUUCUUCUAUCAUGAUAAGAAAAGAGCGGUGAAUAAGCCGCAUAAGGAACAGGAUAGCCAAGAAUCGGAUGUUGGCUCAUCACAUUGUUAUUUCUCACUCUAUGCUAUUAAAAAUUAUUUCACUAAGAAGAGUAAAAUAUUCAAACGUGAAUGGGCGCUAACAACGCCAUCAUUUCCGUUCGAUGAGGAAUUGCCGCGUAGUCGUGCUACAACGAAACAAUGGUUGCAUAAAGUGUCUAUGGAAACGAAUGGUGAGUGA